Molecule: messenger RNA, 1752 nt
Organism: Ambispora gerdemannii
Lineage: Eukaryota; Fungi; Glomeromycota; Glomeromycetes; Archaeosporales; Ambisporaceae
Source: the annotation of a GenBank genome assembly
AUGAGUGUUAAUAAAACAGCAAUUCUAUCUGUAUACGAUAAGACUGGUCUCAUUGACCUAGCCUCCGAACUACACAACUUGAACGUGAGGCUCCUCGGUUCGGGUGGCACGGCGAAAAAGAUACGCGACGCUGGUGUGCCUAUCACUGAUGUUUCAGAGAUCACAAAUGCACCAGAGAUUUUAGGAGGACGCGUCAAAACAUUGCAUCCAGCUGUACACGGAAUCCUUGCACGCAAUAUUGAAAGCGACGAAAAAGAUCUCGUCGCUCAAAAAAUACAAAAAAUCGAUUUUGUAAUAUGUAAUCUGUAUCCAUUCAAAGAAACUAUCGGCAAAGAUGGAUUUACUGCUCAAGACGCAAUCGAGGAAAUUGAUAUUGGUGGCGUAACUUUACUACGAGCCGCGGCAAAAAAUCACGAAAGAGUAACAGUUCUCUCUGAUCCAAAAGACUAUGCUACAUUCUUGGCGGAGUUGAAAACUUCUGGAGGCGAGAUUUCAGAGAAUACUCGCAAAUCUUUUGCACUAAAGGCAUUCAAUCACACUGCCGAAUACGACGACACGAUUGCAAAUUACUUUCGACAACAAUACGAGCAAAAUAUCUCGCAGAUUACAUUACGAUAUGGCGCUAAUCCACAUCAGAAACCUGCACAGGUUUAUGUAAAGAGUGGGCAGUUGCCGAUACAAGUAUUGUCUGGUGCACCUGGUUACAUCAAUUUACUUGAUGCCUUGAAUGGAUGGCCAUUAGUAAAGGAAUUAAAAAAAGCAUUAUCCUUUCCAGCAGCCGCGUCCUUCAAACACGUGUCACCAGCCGGUGCGGCUAUUGGUGCUCCAUUAAGUGAUAUUGAGAAAAAAGUCUAUUUUGUUGACGAUCUAAAAGAGUUUUCACCUUUAGCUAUUGCGUAUGCUCGUGCUAGAGGUGCUGAUAGAAUGUCUUCAUUCGGGGAUUGGAUUGCACUCAGUGACACGGUGGACGUCUCAACCGCAAAGUUGAUAUCGCGUGAGGUUUCCGAUGGUGUGAUUGCUCCAGGAUAUGAAUCUGAAGCACUAGAUAUCCUACGAAAGAAAAAAGGAGGGAAAUAUACUAUUAUACAGAUAGACCCUGAAUACGAACCUCCAGCACUAGAAACGCGUCAAGUAUACGGAUUAUAUCUACAACAAAAGAGAAACGAUGUCGUUAUCACGCCACAAAUAUUCGAAAACAUCCUUCCUCAAACCGCACUUCGAGAUUUAAUUGUGGCCACGAUUGCUCUCAAAUAUACACAAUCGAAUUCGGUUUGUUACGCGAAAAACGGAAUGGUCAUUGGUCUCGGGGCUGGGCAACAAUCGCGUAUUCAUUGUACGCGUCUUGCCGGUGACAAAGCAAAUACCUGGUGGCUUAGACAUCAUCCCAAAGUGCUAGAAUUCGAUUUCAAAAAGGAGACAAAACGAGCCGAGAAGAGUAAUGCUAUCGAUCUUUAUAUUCUUGAUAAGAUUGGAGAGGGCCAAGAAAGAAUUUCCUGGGAAUCGAAUUUCAACAAGAUUCCUCAACCAUUAACACCCGAAGAACGAAAAUCUCAUCUCGCGUCUUUAUCUGAUGUCGCACUCUCUUCUGACGCCUUUUUCCCAUUCUCUGAUAAUAUUCAUCGAGCACAUCAAUCUGGGGUCUCGUAUAUCGCUGCUCCUAGUGGCUCUAUUCAGGAUGACGAUGUUAUCAAAGCAGCCAAUGAACAUAAUAUACUUUUGAUACAUACGAAUGUUCGGCUUUUCCAUCAUUAA